AUGGCUCUCACCGAGACAGCACCCCUCCUUGGCUCCAACCAACCUCAUAUUCCGCCAGCGCCAUGGUCCAAAGCGCUGCCAUCCGCCAGGGACCCGGCACGCCGCCUGCCGCAAGCCAUUGCUCACCGUGGCUACAAGUCUCGCUACCCCGAGAACUCCAUGGCCGCCUUCCGCGCUGCCGUCAAUGUCGGCACGCACGCCAUUGAGACGGACAUUCACCUCUCGGCCGACCAUGAGGGUGUCCUCUCCCACGACGGCAACCUCAAGCGCUGCUUCGGCGUUGACAAGCCCGUUAGCGCCUGCCCGUGGUCCUACCUGGCCACCCUGCGCAGCCUGCGCGCUCCUCACGAACCGAUGCCCCGCCUCGUCGACCUGUCGGAUGGCCUGGCCUGGGACCAGCGCAUUGUCGUCGGCUGUUGGACGCAGGACUUCCUCCACGCCUCGCUGCGCCAUCUCCCCUCCUACUCGCCUGCUCACAUCUCCCACUCGCCCUACAACUCGAACCGCUUCCUGGAUUGCCCCGAGUAUGCCGGCCUGUCGUUCAACAUGCUGCAGCCGACGCUCGUAGGUCCUUAUGGCAAGCGCUUCAUACAACGUGUCAGGGCGGCCCCUGAUGCCGAGGAGCGCCGCUUGUACGUGUGGACGGUGAAUCAGGUCGAGUGGAUGGAGUGGUCGAUCGAGAAAGGCAUGGAUGGCGUCGUGACAGACGAUCCUGCUGCGUAUCUGAACGUCCUGAAGCGUUGGGAGGAGGCUGCUGCCGAGGGGUCCGAGACUGGGAGCAACGCGGCUGAGCAGCAGACCUCGACCGGCACCGAGAGUCACCCACCGGUAGCGGCUAAGACGACUGCCACUGGCUUGAGGCGCUGGACCUGGUUGUACUUCCAGGUCGCCGCGAUCCAAGUUCUCCUUAUGCUCCUGACACCGUGGCUUGUACGACGCUCAAGGUGGAAGUUCACCAAACCUAGCAAGAAGAGCGUGCCCAAGGCAUAA
Verticillium alfalfae VaMs.102 is the source of this 990-nucleotide messenger RNA. RefSeq names its product glycerophosphoryl diester phosphodiesterase family protein. The transcript is spliced from 3 exons. The record is from RefSeq and is a predicted model, not a curated record. Lineage: Eukaryota; Fungi; Ascomycota; Sordariomycetes; Glomerellales; Plectosphaerellaceae. Gene Ontology annotation, biological process: lipid metabolic process. Gene Ontology annotation, molecular function: phosphoric diester hydrolase activity. Bases 1 to 990 code for a protein of 329 amino acids.